CCUUCCCCUUUUGCAAUUGGAAGAGAGAGGCCACCUCCCUCCCCUGCCUCAUUGGUAUGCAGGCGAUGCAGUGUGUGUAUGAGGAGAGGGAAGAGAGAGAGAGAGAGAGGUAGCAGUCAGUGCAAUGGGAUAGAGGAGAGCGAGGAGGAGGAGGAGGAGAGUGAAUGAGAGCUGCUGGAUCUGCCUUGCCUGCGUGCCUGCUUGUCGUCUGCUGAAGCUGGGUUUACCGCCGCGCCACGCUGCACUGGCACAGAGCAGAGUCACGGCCCAUUUGCACACCGUCCGCACACUCAGCACCAACACGGAGCCACACAGCACCGGUUCUUACUCCAGCGAGUACCACCAGCAAGGAAAACCCAGGACCGAGCUGACCAGGUUUUCUCCAUCAUCAAGGGGUACGCAGCAGCAACGAAGGGGCCUGACGCUACAAUUUAGGCACCAGCUGCUACCUCAACCAAAUCCCCCUCCACCUUAUCCCAUCCUUACCAACACCACCACCACUCCUCUCUUGCUCCUCCCUAUGCCCUUGUCCUCGGCGGCUCCUCUCACCUCCCUGGCCAGUAUAUGGAUAGAAGCUCCCUGUUUCAGCUCAUACAAGAGCAGCUGGACCCAGAAAACACCGGUUUCAUCGCAGUGGAGAACUUCACCAGCUUGGUGGAGCACCAUGAGCUGCAGCUGGACCCGUCCAAGCUGGACAUGCUGUUAGCUCUGGUCCAGAGCAAUGAAGAGGGACAGGUGUGCUACCAGGAGCUCAUCGAGCUGAUGAGCAGUAAGCGCUCCAGCAGUUUCCGACGGGCCAUCGCCAAUGGCCGCCGCACGCUGCAGAGGGAGAUCCUGCUGGAUGAGACGGGGCUGGGUCUGUACAAACGUUUUGUUCGUUAUGUAGCCUACGAGAUCCUGCCCUGCGAGACGGACCGACGCUGGUACUUCCAUCAGAACCGGCUGUGUCCCCCGCCUGUCUUUAUCGCCAUCGUCACCAUCGUGCAGAUUAUCGUGUUCAUGUGCUACGGCAUCAUGCUAAACAAGUGGGUGCUGCAGACCUAUCAGCCUGACUUCAUGAAGAGCCCCUUGGUCUACCAUCCCGGCCACCGUGCACAAGUGUGGCGCUUCUUCAGCUACAUGUUCAUGCACGUCGGUUUGGAGCAGCUGGGGUUCAACGCUUUACUGCAGCUGAUGAUUGGCGUUCCCUUGGAGAUGGUCCAUGGCAUCUUACGAAUAAGUCUCCUUUACAUGGCAGGAGUGCUGGCCGGUUCACUGACAGUGUCCAUCACCGACAUGCGUGCUCCAGUGGUGGGGGGCUCCGGCGGGGUCUACGCUCUGUGCUCAGCACAUCUGGCCAACGUCGUCAUGAACUGGGCCGGGAUGCGCUGUCCGUACAAGCUGCUCCGCAUGAUCCUGGCGCUAGUUUGCAUGAGUUCGGAGGUGGGCCGCGCAGUCUGGCUCCGCUUCUCACCGCCGCUACCCUCCUCGGGGCCCCAGCCCAGCUUCAUGGCGCACCUCUCGGGGGCCGUGGUCGGCAUCAGCAUGGGGCUGCUGAUUUUACGCAGCUAUGAGGAGAGCCUGCAGAAGCAAUGCUCCUGGUGGGUCAUCAUCUUCUCCUUCAUCACCUUCCUUCUCUUCGCCAUCUUCUGGAACAUCUUUGCAUAUGAGCUGCUGGGGGUGCAGAUACCUCCUCCUCCCUGAUGAAGCCUCCCCCCCCUCCUCCCACCCUCUCUCCUCCACAUACACACUGACUCCAACCCAACCCUGAAAAAGCCCUCGAUCAUAGUUAACUUUACCAUUUCCUUUCAAGUUAGACCCAAAUGAAAUGAUAUGAAAUCAUUCAAAACUAAAGUCGACCAAGAAUCCUUUUUUACAGAUACUUUGCAAAUCAAAGAAAUACGUCUCUUUUAUUAAAGAGGGAUUACAGUAGCAACAAGUACAGGUGAAAAGUUCCUCAGAUCCAUUUGAGGAGCAUUAUAUCUUUUUAUAUACAACACGUCGAAAACUCAUCCACAUUACCAGCUCGAACCUUUCAGUCUUGUGCUCUUUUUUUUUCAGAGGCUUUAUGAAAAGCCUCAUCAGUCAUUUCUUUCAGUCAUACAGUCAAAGACCUCAAGUAGGAAAAAUCGGAGUUCGGGAUAUGUGCCUCUGGUGAAAAAGGAAACGCGGGCAGGGAUAGCGAGGAGAAAAGUAGGAGUAUGUGCUGUGGCGGUCACAAUGCUGGCAAAAUGCUCAAAAGCACAGUCGCAUUAUGUAAUACUAAGAGAAAUUUUAUGUCUUUCUGAAAGGUCAGAAAUCAGGAUUAGCUGCAGCAGCGCCCCUGGAGCUGAUAGGGAUUCAGUGUUUUGCUCAAAGGCACUUGAGUAGAGUGUUGGCUUUGAGUCUGGAUUCUUCUUCUCUGGCACAAACUAGAGCUGCAGGCAGUAAUAAAAACUAAAAAAAAAAUCUUUAAAGAACCAAGGAAAUAUGACUCGUGAUAUGAAUUUCUUGUUUUCACAGCCCUGCUGUAACUCACAGGGGUCACUGUGGCUUUUCGCAAAGUUGCUGGCUUUAAUUGAAACACAAGAAACAAGUAACAGAACAUUUUCUUCAACACCAGCUGGCGAGUAGGACCUCCAGCGUCAGUCAAAAUCCUUUGCCCCAAAGUGCAAGCGCAUUAAUAAACCCUUUCCCAGAGCGGUUUCAGGAAGAAUUGAGGGAAAAGUUUUAAAUGCAAGAUUUCAGGCAAAUUUCAAGUGGAUUUUUUUUAUCUUUUGUCAGAUUAGAGGCAUCACUGUCAUUUUUACUUCAUGGGGUCUUUAAAAAUAGGCUUUCUAUAUUAUUUUCAUGACAUUUUACCUACACUGUGGAUACAGACAAGAGCAUAGUUCACACAACACAGACAAAAACGUGCAGAUGGGAAAUGAGAGUUACCGUGUCACAGGGGAGAAAGAAAAAGAAGAUGAAGAAGUUUGUGAGAAAAUGAAAGCUGAAGACGUUGUUUCCUGGAUGCUCAUCACUUCAGCGAGCAAACUCCUCCUGUUACUGUGUCAAAACGCUAAACACUGACUUGCUAGACGCACCAUGUAAAAUAUGCCAUAUCAUGCUCUGUGGCUCUCAGCGAGACGAGAACACACACAAACACACACAGACACACACACACUGACACACACACAUCUCCUUUUUCGUCUUUGAGAGCGGCCACUGCCUGAUUCUGUAGGUCAACGUGGACAAACUAUAGUAAAGAAGAUCACAAAUACACACAAACACACACAAACACACUGGCCUCUGCGUGUUCUCGCACUGACAGACUGAACUGGGGAGGGCGCGGAUGUGUCAUCACAUGACCUCUGACCUUCGUGUCCCAGAGGGCAUUGGGGUCUCUCAGUCAGGCCCGGUCUAUACCUCAGUUUAUCAUUCUUAGGGACUGUAUACUUUUGUAAAGGAAUGUACCUAUAAAGAAAAAAAAAAGAGUGUUA
Thunnus maccoyii (southern bluefin tuna) is the source of this 3440-nucleotide messenger RNA. RefSeq names its product rhomboid, veinlet-like 1 (Drosophila) (gene rhbdl1). Gene Ontology annotation, molecular function: serine-type endopeptidase activity. Lineage: Eukaryota; Metazoa; Chordata; Actinopteri; Scombriformes; Scombridae. Bases 565 to 1683 code for a protein of 372 amino acids. The transcript is spliced from 8 exons. Gene Ontology annotation, cellular component: membrane. The record is from RefSeq and is a predicted model, not a curated record.